Messenger RNA from Sphaeramia orbicularis (orbiculate cardinalfish), 4937 nucleotides. It is a transcript of the gene daam2, whose product is annotated as dishevelled associated activator of morphogenesis 2. Gene Ontology annotation, molecular function: small GTPase binding; actin binding. Gene Ontology annotation, biological process: negative regulation of oligodendrocyte differentiation; actin cytoskeleton organization; regulation of non-canonical Wnt signaling pathway. The coding region runs from base 420 to 3674 and encodes 1084 amino acids. The record is from RefSeq and is a predicted model, not a curated record. NCBI's taxonomy places the organism in Eukaryota, Metazoa, Chordata, Actinopteri, Kurtiformes, Apogonidae. The transcript has 27 exons.
CUCAGCUCCCCGCACAGUCAGCUGAAAUCCAGAGCUCGGCUCAGAACCUCAGUGAGGGGAAGCAGACAUAACGCAGCGGGCUCAGCCGGGAAACACCACCAGACUCAGCAAUGCCGCGGAAUUUUUGGCCAUGAAACACAAACUUCAAGUGGCAAAAGAGAGAGAAAUAUUGCCUGAGGAUGCAGGAAUACUUGAAACCUUUCUCCUAACUUUGCUUUGUUGAAAGUCUUUUCAUAUUCUGUUGCAAGUGACACAACACAGGGACAAUCUAUCUCUCAAGGCAGCCUGUCUGUAGUGGAUCAUGCCCCCUAGAUAGCAGCCUCGUCUUCCUCUCCACUCCCCCUCCCUGCCCCUUGGCCCCCCCCCCUCUACCUUCCUGGUCCAGCACUACCACUGCCACCUGUGCCAACACAGCCACCAUGCCCCCCAGGAAAAGGACGCGACCGGGCCUUGGCUUUUUGUGCUGCUUUGGCAGUAGCGAGCCCCCGGAGAUCAACCUAAAGGAUAGUGUGCCGCUACAGCUGCUGGAGUUCAGUGCACCUAUGCCGCCUGCUGAGGAGCUGCAUGCACGUUUUUCUGAGCUGGUGGAUGAACUGGACCUCACAGACAAGAACCGGGAGGCCAUGUUUGCUCUGCCAGAUGAGAAGAAAUGGCAGAUCUACUGCAGCAAAAAGAAGGAACAAGAGGACCCGAACAAGCUGGCCACCAGCUGGCCCGACUACUACAUUGACCGCAUCAACUCCAUGGCUGCUAUGCAGACCUUGUUUGCUUUCGAUGAAGAGGAAAUGGAAAUGAGGAACAAAGUGGUGGAGGACCUGAAGACAGCACUUCGAACUCAGCCAAUGAGGUUUGUCACUCGCUUCAUCGAGCUUGACGGCCUCACCUGCCUUCUCAACUUCCUGCGCAGCAUGGACUACGAGACGUCCGAGAGCCGCGUCCACACCUCGGUCAUCGGUUGCAUCAAAGCUCUGAUGAACAACUCCCAGGGCCGCGCCCACGUCCUGGCCCACCCACAGAGCAUCAACACCAUCUCACAGAGCCUGCGGACGGAGAAUAUCAAGACCAAAGUGGCGGUGCUGGAGAUUCUGGGGGCGGUGUGCCUGGUGCCCGAUGGACACAAGAAGGUGCUGCAGGCCAUGGCACACUACCAGAAGUACGCUGCUGAGAGGACCCGCUUCCAGACACUGUUGAAUGAGCUGGACAGAAGUACAGGCCGCUACAGAGACGAGGUCAACCUAAAGACAGCCAUCAUGUCCUUCAUCAAUGCUGUGCUCAACGCUGGAGCUGGGGAGGACAACCUGGAGUUCCGCCUCCAUCUAAGGUACGAAUUUCUAAUGUUGGGCAUCCAGCCGGUCAUUGACAAGCUCCGAGAGCAUGAGAACGCCACGUUGGAUAGACAUUUGGACUUCUUUGAGAUGGUGCGGAAUGAGGAUGACUCUGAACUAGCCAAAAGAUUUGAUAUGAACCAUGUAGAUACUAAGAGUGCUGGUGCCAUGUUUGAGUUGAUCAAGAAGAAGCUGAGCCACACGGACUCCUACCCACACCUCCUCUCCAUCCUCCAUCACUGCCUGCAGAUGCCAUAUAAGCGUGGUGGUGGCAGCCUGCAGCACUGGCAGCUCUUAGACCGGAUCCUCCAGCAGCUAGUCCUUCAGGACGACAAAGGAGAGGACCCCGAUGUUGCUCCUCUGGACAACUUUAGUGUUAAGAACAUUAUUCGUAUCCAAAGCUACCAUCGAUGCUCAAGGCUGGUAAAUGAGAAUGAGGUGAAACAGUGGCGAGACCAGGCAGAAAAGUUCAGGAAAGAUCACGUAGAGCUGCUAGGUAAACUGGAGAAAAAGGAACGGGAGUGUGACACCAAGACUCAGGAGAAGGAGGAGAUGAUGAAGACUUUGAACAAGAUGAAGGACAAACUCCAGCGUGAGGGUGUAGAGUUACGCUCAGCCAGGGAACAAGUCCUGGACCUGUCUUCACGCAUCACUGACAUAGCUCAGUCUGGUAGCGUCUCUUUCCCGCCGCCUCCUCCCCCUCCCGGCGGUCCUGCGGCUCCACCUCCUCCACCUAUGAUGGGUGGUUUUCCUCCGCCUCCUCCGCCAUUACCUGUCAGCUGUCCGCCUCCUCCGCCGCCACCUCCGCCACCUGGAGCACCGCCUCCCCCACCGGGAGCCCCGCCCCUUUUCGGAGUACCGCCUCCUCCUAUUCCCUCUUCCUUCAAUUCAGCGAACACUCUGCGCUCCAAGUCCAUUCCUCAGCCGUCUCAUCCUCUGAAGUCCUUUAACUGGUCUAAAAUAGGAGAGAAUAUGAUCAAUGGCACCAUCUGGCAUGACAUUGAUGACCUGCGAGCUUUCAAGAUUCUCGACCUCAAGGACAUAGAGAAGAUGUUUUCAGCCUAUCAGAGGCAGCAGGACCUGCUCACUAACCAAUCCUUCAAACAGAAAGAGACAGGCUCUAUGGAUGAUAUAUACGUCAGCACAAGGAAGGUCAAAGAGCUGUCAGUCAUCGACGGCAGACGUGCACAGAACUGUGUUAUCCUGCUUUCAAAGUUAAAAAUGAGCAAUGAAGAAAUUAGGAGGGCGAUCCUGGAGAUGGACGAGAGAGAAGAACUGGCCAAAGAUAUGCUAGAGCAGCUGCUGAAGUUUGUCCCUGAGAAAAGCGACAUCGACCUCUUGGAGGAGCACAAACAUGAGCUGGAGCGAAUGGCCCGGGCAGAUCGCUUCCUCUUUGAAAUGAGCAGAAUUGACCACUACCAGCAAAGACUGCAGGCUCUUUUCUUUAAGAAGAAGUUUGCAGAGCGUCUAGCUGAAGCCAAGCCGAAAGUUGAAGCCAUCCUGAAUGCUUCCAAGGAGGUGGUUCGGAGCAAGCGGCUGACUCAGAUCCUGGAGGUGGUGCUGGCCUUCGGCAACUUCAUGAACAAAGGCCAGAGAGGAAACGCCUACGGCUUCAAGGUCUCCAGCCUCAACAAAAUCGCUGACACCAAGUCCAGCAUAGACAGGAAUAUUACCAUGUUGCACUACCUGAUCAUGAUCUUUGAGAAGAACUACCCUGACACGCUGCAUAUCCAGGGAGACCUCAGUAGUGUACCUGAAGCCGCCAAAGUCAAUUUGUCAGAGUUGGAAAAAGAAGUUCACAACAUCAAAAGUGGACUGAAGGCUCUUGAGGCGGAGCUACACUACCAGCAGAGCAGGACAAGGGAACGUGGAGACAAGUUUGUGGCAGUGAUUGGAGACUUCAUCACUGUUGCCGGUUUCAGCUUCUCUGAACUGGAGGACCAGCUGAGUGAAGCCAAGGACAAGUUUGCCAAAUCUCUGAAGCACUUUGGGGAGGAAGAAGGGAGGAUGCAGCCUGACGAGUUCUUUGGAAUCUUCGACACCUUCCUGCAAUCGUUCAGCGAAGCUCGGCAAGACCUAGAGAACAUGCAGAGACGCAAGGAUGAGGAGGAGAGGAGGGCACGAAUGGAGGCCAUGCUCAAGGAGCAGAGGGAGCGGGAACGACGGUCCAAGAAGAGUGGUGCGUCAGAUGAGGUCAGCGGGGAGUUCGAUGACCUGGUGUCAGCGUUGCGUUCCGGUGAGGUCUUCGACAAGGACCUGAACAAGUUCAAGCGUAACCGCAAGCGCUCCGUCCCUCAGCUGGUGGAGGGCGGAGGCCGCGAACGAGCCGUCACUAAGGUCAACUACUAGACACAGAAGGAAAAAGAACAGAAAAACUUUAGGCACCUAAACUCCGCCGUGGUGAUCUCUUAACACCUUUAGUCCAGGUCCUUGAUCUGUGACCAGGCCGUCAGUGACAUUAAAGGAUGUACAGUAAAUAAAUAACGACCGGACUGGAUGUGUGUGGACAGCCACGCCGUUUGAAGGAUGCAAAUUCUCCUCUGAUUGGUCUCGUGAAGCUGUUUGUCCCGGAUGUUGUCAUGAACUGUUUUCUCCUGAGCUGGACGCAGGACGGCUGGGACUGAUGGACAGAUGGACGGACCACUGUGACAAAUUAUCCCAUGUCUUUUGACCAUAUUCUUUCAACACUGUGCUCGAGUUUCCCAUCAUCACCUCUCACUGCUAUAUUUUCCCAUAACCCCUGGAGUGGGUUGAUCACAGACAUUGGGAUUAAUCAGUCAUACUGUACAUAGACACAAGGGCCAAAAGCACAGAAAGAAGAGCAAUGACAGAGUCCAGGGCAGAUCAAAAUAUCAGAAAAGAAGACGAAGAAGUGGAAAAAAUGGAUCUCUUCACAGUCAGGGUUGCCUCAAAUGUCCCUAAGAAAAGACACAGAACAGAUGGAUAUGAACUUCCACUGCAUCAACACUCCCAGAAUGCUUUGCAGGCCACUGAAAGGAAGCGAAAGAUUAGAAAAACAAAACGGUGUCAGGAGUCAUCCCAGUGGCCCCCUCCAGCACACAGCAUUCCCAGGGUACAUUUUUCAGAGAAUCCCUCAAACCACCGUCUGGGCUCGAACCCACCUGACACAGGGAGAGAACGGUGCCACAAGGGUCGAGUAUCACCUCCACUCACCAAUGAUUCAGCAUUGUUCUGGCAUCAACUAGUGCCAAAGCAAAAAGAAAACAAAUGUAAAUGUAUUAAUACAAAACAUACUGCAAUUAGGCGUUUAUACAGUAUAUAUAUAUAAAUAUAUAUAUAUUUAUAUUUAGAUGCAGACAAGCUAAUUGCAAAGAUGUAGAGGUUUUUCUAUGUUUUCAUGGCAUUUUUUUGGGUUUUGUACACGCAAUGCAUUAUUUGUUGGUGUUGCAAGUUCACAUUGCUGUUGAAGUGAAUUUCUAUACAUUUUGCGCUUUAUGUAAAAAGGUAACUGCUUGUCCUUUUCACACCUUUGCACUGUAGCUUUUUUUUUCUGAGAAACUUUACUUAAACUUCCUCACGCAACGUAAACCUGACCUUGUCCUCUGGAAAACAUCCACUCUGUUAUUUUUAAUUAGCUGUAGUUUGAAUGAA